Molecule: messenger RNA, 2488 nt
Organism: Spinacia oleracea (spinach)
Lineage: Eukaryota; Viridiplantae; Streptophyta; Magnoliopsida; Caryophyllales; Amaranthaceae
Product: pentatricopeptide repeat-containing protein At2g02980, chloroplastic-like
Exons: 1
Coding region: 1-2349 (782 amino acids)
Biological process (GO): RNA modification
Molecular function (GO): RNA binding; protein binding; zinc ion binding
Source: RefSeq, a predicted model, not a curated record
AUGGCAACAACAACUUCCUUCACUGCUUUCAAAUUCCAAAUACUCCCACAACAAAAACUUCCCACAUUCAAACUCAACCUUAAACAACCAAAUCAUAAUCAAAUUACCAUUGAUGAAACAAAGCAAAUCCAUGCCCACUUGCUAAAAACCUGCUUUCGAAAUCCUCAAGAAAUUAAUCCUGCAAUUCAACUACAUUCAACCCCUGCUGCUCGCUAUAAUUUCCUCAUAACAUCUUAUAACAAGAAUUAUCAGCCAAAUUGUGCACUAAACAUGUAUUCCCAAAUGAGAGAAAUGAACAUUGAAAUUGACAGUUUUAUAGUUUCUUCUGUCCUAACAUCUUGUUCACAGAUUGGUUGUGUUCUUUCAGGGAGAGAGAUUCAUGGGUUUGCACUAAAAAAAGGGUUAGAUUUUGAUGUUUAUGUUGGGAAUACUCUGAUCCAAAUGUACAGUGAAUGUGGGUUUCUGGGUUCUGCACAGCUCGUGUUUGAAAAACUGGUUGAAAGUGAUGUUGUUUCUUGGAAUACAAUGAUUAGGGGAUAUAUUAAGCAGGGUUUAUUUGAUGAAGCUUUGGGAAUGAUGAGAGAAAUGCAGUAUAAGUUGGUGAAGCCGAGUGAGAGUACAAUGAUUAGCAUGGUAAAGCUUCUGGCAGAUGAUGGAAACAAGAAAUUGACAAAGUCCAUGUUUGCUUAUGUGAUCAAGAAUAGCAGAAUGAAUCACUUGGGUACUAAUUUGACUACUACUCUGAUAGAGAUGCAUUCUAAGAGUGGGGAUUUUUCUGUUGCGCGCUUCUUAUUUGACAGUCUGACUGAAAAGAGCAUUUAUUCGUAUACAGCCAUGGUUGCAGGCUACAUACAUUGUAACGCCAUAGAGGAGGGUGUACUACUUUUUGGACAGAUGAUGGGUGAUGGGAUUUUGCCAAAUGAAGUCACUCUGCUGAGUUUAAUAACAGAAUGUGGAACAGUUGAGGCUUUGGACUUAGGAAAGCAGCUACACGCCUACCUUCUUAGAAAUGGGUUUGCUUUAACUUUACCACUGGCUACUUCUCUGGUAGACAUGUAUGGUAAAUGUUAUGAAAUCAGUAGUGCACGGACGAUCUUUGAUAAAAUGGAGAGAAGGGAUAUCAGGACUUGGACUGCUCUCAUAUCAGCUUAUACACAUGGAAAUUGCAUUGAAAAGGCAAUUGAUGUCCUAAUUCUAAUGACAGAAAACAAUAUAAGGCCUAAUCAGGUAACAAUGGUUAGCCUUGUAUCAUUCUGUACGGAAUCAGGAACACUUGACUUAGGGAAAUGGAUUCACAUGUUUAUAGACAAACAAGGGAUAGAAAUAGACAUAGUACUCAAUACUAGCCUUAUUGAUAUGUAUGCCAAAUGUGGGGAUAUAACCACGGCAUACCAGCUGUUCGAUGAAGCUAAAGAUAGAGAUAUACGCAUGUGGAACUGUAUGAUAAUGGGGUUUGGUUUGCAUGGUUUUGGUGAAGAAGCUUUGGAUCUUUUUAUCGAAAUGGAAACUUAUAGAAUCAAACCUAACGAUAUUACAUUCAUAGGAUUGCUUAACGGUUGUAGUCAUGCAGGGAUGGUAACACAAGGGAAAAGGGCAUUUGACAAAAUGAGGAACAAGUAUGGGUUGUUACCAAAGAUUGAGCACUAUGGUUGCAUGGUAGACCUUCUAGGGAGAGCAGGUUUGCUUAGUGAAGCAUAUGAUAUAAUAAAGAGCAUGCCAAUGAAACCUAAUAUAACUGUAUGGGGUGCUCUGCUUGCGGCUUGCAAAGUUCAUAAGAACCCUAACAUGGGGGAAUUAGCCUCUAAAAAACUGCUUGAAAUAGAUCGUGACAGUUGUGGACACAAUGUUCUUAUAUCUAAUAUCUAUGCAAUAGAGAAGAGAUGGAAUGAUGUAGUGAGUGUUAGAAAAGCCAUGAAAAACAGAGGGAUUAACAAGGAACCAGGAUUCAGUUGUAUUGAGGUAAAUGGUUCAGUAAAUGAGUUCACAACAGGAGGAGUUGAGGCACACCCAAAGUUUAGAGAAAUUUAUGAUAUGCUUGAGGAGAUGAUCUACAAACUCAAGGCGGCUGGUUACAAACCAGAUACUUCUGUAGCUUUGCUUAACAUACAAGAGAAAGAAAGAGAGCACUCACUUAAGUAUCACAGUGAGAAGAUUGCCAUGGCUUUUGGCCUCAUUAACACAGCUCCCGGUACUCCUCUUCGGAUUGUCAAGAAUCUUAGGGUUUGUGAUGAUUGCCAUACUGCUACAAAACUCCUCUCCAAGAUCUAUAAGAGGAAAAUCAUAGUUAGGGACCGUAGUCGUUUCCACCAUUUCUCGGAGGGAUUUUGUUCUUGUGGCGACCAUUGGUAAUGCACAAAAAAAGAAGGAAAAAAUAAACAGAAUGUAAUACAUUUGUAACUUAAAAGUAGUAGAGUAUAUACAGUUAGAGCUUAGAGUUCUCUUUCUCAAUGAAAAUGAUAUUCUUUCUAUCCCCAGAUAGAUAUUCAAA